Molecule: messenger RNA, 15519 nt
Organism: Cyclopterus lumpus (lumpfish)
Lineage: Eukaryota; Metazoa; Chordata; Actinopteri; Perciformes; Cyclopteridae
Product: ankyrin-3-like
Biological process (GO): signal transduction; protein localization to T-tubule; regulation of cardiac muscle contraction
Cellular component (GO): T-tubule
Molecular function (GO): protein binding
Source: RefSeq, a predicted model, not a curated record
CACUACUUCUAGAUGGACAUUUCUGUGGCAACGUUUCGCCAGUGAAGACAGCAGCUGCUUGCCGCUCCACUCCACAAGCUCCUACAUGCUGGAUUAAAAAGAAAGUGAGGAGAGGAACAGGGGGAGAUCUCUGAACAUGAGUGAGGAGGCUAAGGAGAAAGCAGGCGGCGGAAAAGCAGCACAUCGCAAGAAGAAAGGCAAAAAGUCUGACAGCAAUGCCAGUUACCUGCGAGCUGCCCGGGCAGGAAACCUAGAAAAGGUCCUUGACUACCUCAAGUCUGGGGUUGAGAUUAACAUUUGCAAUCAGAAUGGCCUGAACGCUCUCCAUCUAGCCUCGAAGGAGGGGCAUGUGGAGGUUGUUGCUGAGCUGCUGAAGCUGGAAGCAGAUGUGGAUUCAGCCACAAAGAAAGGAAACACUGCUCUGCACAUAGCCUCGCUGGCUGGCCAAACGGAAGUCGUCAAAGAGCUGGUCACAAAUGGAGCCAAUGUCAAUGCACAAUCACAGAAUGGCUUCACUCCUCUGUACAUGGCCGCCCAGGAGAAUCACCUGGAGGUGGUACGAUUCCUUUUGGAGCACAGCGCCAGCCAGAGUAUGGCCACUGAGGAUGGCUUCACUCCUCUGGCGGUGGCCCUCCAGCAGGGCCAUGACCAGGUGGUCUCCUUGCUGCUGGAGAAUGAUACAAAGGGCAAGGUACGCCUACCUGCCCUGCACAUCGCUGCCCGCAAGGAUGACACCAAGGCCGCGGCCCUGCUCCUGCAGAAUGACCACAACGCAGAUGUUGAGUCCAAGAUGAUGGUGAAUAGAACAACAGAGAGUGGUUUCACCCCCCUCCACAUCGCGGCUCACUAUGGCAACAUCAACGUGGCCACGCUUCUGCUAAACAGAGGAGCUGCUGUGGACUUCAUGGCUCGGAAUGACAUCACUCCGCUUCAUGUGGCUUCAAAAAGGGGCAACAGCAACAUGGUCAAGUUGUUGCUGGACAGAGGGUCCAAAAUUGAUGCAAAGACCAAGGAUGGUCUGACACCUCUUCACUGUGGGGCGAGGAGCGGGCACGAGCAAGUGGUAGAAAUCCUACUAGACCGAGGAGCUCCUUUCCUGUCCAAGACCAAGAACGGGCUAUCGCCGCUCCACAUGGCCACUCAGGGGGACCACCUGAACUGCGUCCAGCUGCUGCUCCAUCACGACGUGCCGGUGGACGACGUCACCAACGACUACCUGACGGCGCUGCACGUCGCUGCCCACUGUGGUCAUUACAAGGUGGCCAAGCUUAUCGUAGACAAGAAGGCCAACCCAAACGCCAAAGCUCUGAACGGUUUCACUCCGCUUCACAUCGCCUGCAAGAAGAACAGAGUGAAAGUGAUGGAGCUGUUGCUCAAACAUGGAGCAUCUAUCCAGGCUGUCACUGAGUCUGGCCUCACGCCCAUCCACGUGGCAGCCUUCAUGGGCCAUGAGAACAUUGUCAAUGCACUGACAAACCACGGAGCCUCACCGAACACGACCAACGUACGAGGAGAGACGUCUCUCCACAUGGCAGCCAGGGCAGGUCAGGCAGACGUGGUCGGAUACCUGCUCAAGAACGGAGCCAAGGUGGAGACCAAGUCCAAGGAUGACCAGACAGCGUUGCACAUCUCCAGUCGGCUGGGGAAAGUCGACAUUGUCCAACAGCUGCUGCAGUGCGGCGCCUCUGCCAAUGCCGCCACCACCUCAGGCUACACCCCCCUUCACCUGGCUGCCCGCGAAGGACACCAAGAUGUUGCUGUGAUGCUGCUGGAGAACGGCGCCUCCCUCUCCUCCUCAACUAAGAAAGGCUUCAGCCCCCUGCACGUGGCUGCGAAGUACGGCAAGAUGGAGGUGGCCAGUCUCCUCCUCCAGAAGAGAGCCUCGCCGGAUGCUGCUGGAAAGAGUGGGCUAACUCCACUGCAUGUAGCCGCUCACUACGAUAAUCAGAGAGUGGCGCUGCUGCUGCUGGAUCAGGGAGCUUCCCCACACGCUGCCGCCAAGAAUGGCUACACGCCGCUCCACAUCGCUGCCAAGAAGAACCAAUUGGACAUCGGGACCACACUGCUGGAGUACGGCGCCGACACCAACGCAGUGACGCGGCAAGGCAUCAGCCCCAUUCACCUUCGCAGCACAGGAGGCAGCGUGGACCUGGUGUCCCUGCUGCUCACCAAGAACGCUAACGUCAACAUGGUGCAACAGAGCGGACUUACACCACUCCACUUUGCAGCACAGGAAGACAAGGUCAAUGUGGCAGAAGUCCUUCUCAACCACGGCGCUGAUGUCGACCCACAAACAAAGAUGGGUUACACUCCGCUGCACGUGGCUUGUCACUAUGGCAACGCAAAGAUGGCAAACUUCCUGCUGCAGAACCAUGCCAGCGCCAAUGGCAAAACCAAGAAUGGGUACACUCCUCUCCACCAAGCGGCUCAGCAGGGCCACACCCACAUCAUUAACCUGCUGCUUCAGCGCGGGGCCCUGGCUAACGAGCUCACCGUGAAUGGGAACACUGCCCUAUCAAUCGCCCGUCGCCUGGGAUACAUCUCUGUGGUGGACACUCUGAGGCCUGUGACAGGAAACCUGACCACCAUGAGUACAUCAGAAAAACACAAAAUCAAUGUCCCAGAGACCAUGAAUGAGUUCCUCGACUUGUCCGACGAUGAAGGUGAGGAUGCAUUGACCGGGGACACGGACAAAUACCUGCGGCCUCAGGACCUCAAAGAGCUGGGGGAUGACUCUCUCCCCCAGGAGGGGUACAUGGGUUUCAGCAUAGGAGCCCGCUCAGCCAGCCCUAGACUCAGCCUCCGCUCCUUCAGUUCGGAUAGGUCCAACACACUAAACCGGAGCUCCUUUGCACGGGACAGUAUGAUGAUCGAAGAGAUUCUGGCGCCCACGAAGGACACGGUAAGAUCAAUUUCUUGCCCUUUCCUCCUUCUCUCUGUAGAUCACCUGGCUGUGACCGGAGACUACAGCUCUGAGUGUCUGCGGCGCUACAGCUGGACUCCGGACACCAUGGACCACAGCCACAACACUGUGUCCAGUCCCAUUCACUCCGGCCUCUCCUCCCCGCUCCCUCAGUAUGACUCCAGGUUCCUGGUCAGCUUCAUGGUUGAUGCCCGUGGCGGCUCCAUGAGAGGCAGCCGCCACAAUGGCAUGCGCAUCAUCAUCCCUCCUCGGAAGUGCACGGCGCCCACACGCAUCACCUGUCGUCUGGCCAAAAGGCACAAGCUGGCCUACCCCCCGCCCAUGGUGGAGGGAGAGGGGCUGGUCAGCCGGCUGGUAGAGGUCGGACCAGCUGGUGCUCAGUUUCUCGGUCCGGUGAUUGUGGAGAUCCCUCAUUUUGGGUCCAUGCGGGGGAAAGAGAGGGAGCUGAUUGUGUUGAGGAGUGACAAUGGUGACACGUGGAAGGAGCACCAGUCUGACGCCAGACCCCAAGACCUCUUUGAGCUGCUUACAGGAAUGGAUGAAGAGUUGGACAGUCCUGCCGAAUUGGAGAAGAAGCGCAUUUGCCGCAUCGUCACCAGCGAUUUCCCUCAGUAUUUUGCCGUGGUGUCGCGGAUCAAGCAGGAGUCUAACCACAUGGGUCCUGACGGAGGGCUGCUGUCCAGCAGCACCGUGCCCAUGGUCCAGGCCUCGUUCCCACAGGGGGCGCUCACCAAGAGGAUCCGUGUUGGCCUCCAGGCCCAGCCUGUGCCAGAUGACAUGGCGAGGGCGGUCCUUGGCAACAGAGCCACCUUCAGCCCCAUAGUCACCGUUGAGCCAAGGAGGAGGAAGUUCCACAAGCCGAUCACGAUGACGAUCCCUGUCCCGCCACGAUCGGCAGAAGGCCAUCCCAGCGGCCACCGGGGCGACGCUGCACCCUGCCUGCGUCUGCUCUGCAGCAUCACAGGAGGGACGUCCCCGGCCCAGUGGGAGGACAUCACAGGGACCACACCGCUGUCCUUUGUCACCGAUUGCGUCUCCUUCACCACGAAUGUGUCGGCCAGGUUCUGGCUCGCAGACUGUCACCAGAUUCCUGAGACGGUGAGUCUAGCGUCUCAGUUAUACCGGGAGCUGAUCUGCGUGCCGUACCUGGCCAAGUUUGUGGUGUUCGCCAAGAUGAACGACGCCAUUGAGGCUCGACUGCGCUGCUUCUGCAUGACAGACGACAAAGUGGACAAGACCCUCGAGCAGCAGGAAAACUUUGAGGAAGUGGCCCGGAGCAAAGAUAUCGAGGUUCUCGAGGGCAAGCCCAUCCACGUGGAUUGCUAUGGCAACCUGUCCCCUCUCACCAAAAGUGGGCAACAGCUGGUUUUUAACUUCUUCUCCUUCAAGGAAAACAGGCUUCCUUUCAACGUGAAGAUCAGAGAUAUGGGCCAGGAGCCAUGUGGCCGCCUCUCCUUCCUGAGAGAGCCAAAAUCCAUUAAAGGUCUUCCACAGACUGCCAUAUGCAAUUUGAAUAUCACACUGCCAACCCACAAGAAGGAUAUGGAGUCUGAUCCUGAUGAUGAGACCGAAAAGCCAGAACGACGUCAUACCUUUGCCUCCUUAGCUUUGCGUAAGCGCUACAGCUAUUUGACCGACCCAGCAGCGAAAACAACUGAUCGAAGCUCGCCGAGAACACAGCCUUCUAGCUACCCUCACAAACCUGUCUUUUCAACGAGAUCUUAUCAGGCGUGGUCGCCUGUUCCUGUCGCCGUCCCUGGCCAAGCCAAGUCUGGGUUUGGCUCCCUCUCCAGUUCGUCAUCCAACACGCCCUCUGCCUCUCCAUUAAAGUCUGUCUGGUCCAUCAACUCUGCCUCCCCCAUCAAGACCAACAUCCCGGGAUCACCUGCCUCUUCCGUAAAGUCAGUUAGUGACAUGGCCUCUCCCAUCCGAUCUUACAGAACCAUCUCCUCUCCUAUAAAAACUGUAGUCCAGCAAUCCCAGUACCCAGUACAGGUCAGCCCCAGUCCCCUGGCCUCGCCAGGUAGAAGCGCCCCAGAUACGAUAUCCAUGAAAGGACUGGCAGCAUUGUCAGCUAGGACCUCCCCGAUAACUGUCUCUGGAGGAGGAAGCCCUCUUCUUGAGAGAACAUUGAUGAGCAUGACCCCUCCAACCUCUCCCAAAUCUUCCCUGAGUAUGUUCAGUUCACCCCUGCCAUACAAGACCGUAAUGGGGGGCUCUUGUGGCACAGGAUCUUCCUCCUCACCCAUAAAAACCGUCCCUGGUCUCUCCUCUGUGCGUUCCUUUGCCUCAGAUGUCACUGGCCCUGCAAGAAUCCUGUUCUCCUCACUUUCGUCACCACUUAAAUCCAACACUCCACCAAGUGCUGCAGCUCUGAUCAAUGGAACUGUGUCACCUACACAGUACCGCUCCUCAUCUCCAACAUCGCUUCUCGCAAACAGUCUUCAAGAGAGAAUACAAGCAACCACCAACGCUGCGACUACAAGUGUCAAUGCUGCCUUUGAUGAGGUUGAAAAAACAUUCAAUUCUUGUUCUGCGGGCUAUGGCACCUUGAAGUCAUUGUCCUCUUCACCAUCCUCCUCAUAUCAGUCCAUUAGGUCAUCAGCUUCUAAUUCCCUUUACGCCUCUCUGAGAUCCCCUCCUAACACCACCACUACUGUAACAUCCAGUACAAUGACUGUUCCUGUGUACUCUGUUAUUAAUGUGCUGCCUGAGCCCCAGUUUAAGAAGUUACCCGAGGUGUCAAAGUCAGCUGCUGCCCUUCUGUCCCCGAGGAAGACGGUGCCCGUUGAGGUGAAUGCUCAGAUGCAGUCUUCCUUUGCCAGAACUCUCUCCCCAAUCAAAGCCCCUCUUUUUUCUGCUGGCAUCAAAUCAAAUGCCACAUCGCCACUUUCAUCGAGCCAAGAGAUUCUGAAAGAUGUAGCCGAAAUGAAAGAGGACUUGAUACGAAUGUCAGCCAUUUUGCAGACAGACCCGAAUUCCACAGCCAAUAAAGGAUUUCAGUCUGAUUCUUCAAAAGAGGCUAGGAUAGAGGACGAGGAGCCAUAUAGAAUUGUGGAGAAAGUAAAACAAGAUUUGGUAAAAGUGAGCGAAAUCCUUACCAAAGACUCUGUGAAGGAUGGUAGGGUUUCAAGAGGUUCUUUGGAUGACAUACACUUCUCAAAAGUACAAGUUGAACAACCACCAAGCAACUGGAGCUAUCCACCAAGAUAUGAGUCUGUGGUUCCUCAAGCAAAAUCAAAAACAAUACCAGAUAGAGAUUUCAAUCUCUCCAAAGUGGUUGACUACCUGGCCAAUGAUGUUGGGAGCAGCUCUUUCUCCAAAAUGCAUGACACAAAACAUAAAGCAGAUGAGGGAAAGAGAGAAGGAGAGGGCAAAGAGAAGCAGAAACGUGUCCUUAAACCCACCAUAGCAGUUCAGGAGCACAAGCUCAAAAUGCCCCCAACAAACAUGCGCUCAUCAGCUUCAGACAGAGAGAUGAGUAAAGUAGCAGAUGCGCUUUUUGGUGCAGACACUGUGCUAGACUCCCCUGAUGAUAUCUCACAUGAACAGGAUAAAAGCCCCCUCUCAGACAGUGGCUUUGAGACCCGGAGUGAAAGGACACCUUCUGCUCCUCAGAGUGCUGAGGGCAUGGGCCCCAAGGCCCUUUUUCAGGAUAUCCCAGUUCCCCCAGUAAUCACUGAAACUAGGACUGAGGUUGUUCAUGUCAUCAGGAGCUAUGAGCCCCCAGAGGAUAACAAACAACCUGGAAUGGAGGAUGCACAUCUUGUCAGAUAUAUUGAUUCAGAUUCUAAAGGGCAUCAAGCUACAUUAAUUCCAGAUCAGAAUAAAUGCUAUUCAAUAAAGGUCAGCCCUGAUGAUGAUCCAAUGGGAAAAGGGAUGAGGGUGAAGGAGGAGACUCACAUCACUACCACCACCAGGAUGGUGUACCACAAACCACAUGGCAAAGAAGCAGCAUCGGAGCGGUGUGAGGAAACCAUGUCUGUGCAUGAUAUAAUGAAGGCUUUUCAGUCAGGCAAAGACCCUUCUAGAGAGCUGGCUGGACUGUUUGAACACAAGUCCGGCAACGAGGAAACAUCACAAAGAGUCCUCGAGGACAUCAACUCCAAACCUAAGGUUGAAAGAAUAAUUGAGGUUCACAUUGAAAAAGGCAAUAAAACAGAACCAACAGAGGUCAUCAUCAGAGAGACAAAAAACCAUGCAGAGAAGGAAAUGUAUUACUACCCAGGGAAUAGACCGGAAGAAGAGGAGCCAGAGGAAUCACUUCCAGUGUACCUUGACUCCCCCAGAGUGAACACACCCAUGUCACAAGAGGAAGACAGUCGCCCUAGUUCAGCCCAGCUCAUGGCAGAUGACUCUUACAACACACUGAAGCUACUUAGCCAGCAAUCUGUGGAGUACAAUGAGGAUGAAGCAUCAGAGCUUAGGGGAGAAUCUUAUAAUUUUGCAGAGAAAAUGCUACUCUCUGAGAAAUUUGACCAGUCUCAUUCUGACACAGAGGAAUAUCUGAGGGAUCGGUCUCGCUUCCACUCACCAGACAGAAGCAGUAACAGUGAGGGUAGAUCGAUUGGACCAAGGACAGAGUAUGUCUUUAGGUCGUCGAGAAAUGUGUUUGACAAAUCUGGAAGAGUGGCCAAUGUCGAUGAUAACUUUGACAAACUGACACUUUUGCAGUAUUCGUCUGAGCCUGGUAGCCCAAAACAAUCAGUUUGGAUGCGUGUGUCAGAUGACACCCAGAGUAAGGAGAGAGAACAGCUUAUGUAUGAGGACAGAGUGGACAGGACUGUAAAGGAGGCAGAGGAAAAACUCAGUGAGGUAUCUCAAUUCUUUCGUGAUAAAACAGAACAGCUCAAUGAUGAGCUCUCGUCUCCCGAAAAGAAAUCUCGAAGACCAGACUUCAGAGAAUCACGAUCUGGGCCCAGUUCUACACACAGCAGUCCAGAAAGGGCAUCUUAUAGGAAUGGAGGUAGUGGGGAAGAGUGGAGUAGAGAAAGGCUUAGAGAUAGGUUCAGCUCCAGUGACAGGAAAUGUGCCAGUUUGCCCAGCAGUCCAGAGAGAAGGGUAUUGCUGCAGUACAGCGAAUCAGACCCAAGAAAACAAGGAGAUACUAAAUCACAGGCGAGCACUGGUGAAAGCCCUAAACCUUUUCAAAUGUCUUCCUCCAAAGUCAGUGCAGUGAGGCUAAAGUUUGAACAAGAGGCUCAAAGGCAAGAUUGGAGUCCUCAGGGUGGCCAAAAUUCAAAUCCUCCGAUCAGGAAACUCCAGGAAAGUAAGCUGCCUGUGUAUCAGGUGUUCGCUGGUCCAAACAUUCCAAAAGCACCAGACAGUCCGGGAAACCAGAGAAGACGUCUAGAUAGUGAGUCAAACAAGUUCUCACCCAAGCAUGAGACAAGUGGAAAAGAUCAGGAAGAGAACAAGUCAUUCAAAACAUGGGAGAGCCAAGACUACGGGACUUAUAAACCCCAAUCUCCCAAAUUAUCUCAGUCUUUAAUCCCUGAUUCUAUAAAAGAUGGCAAUAAUAGUGAUUCACAAAUUCAAGAAACCACCAAGAAAAUAAUCUACACAGAAUGUGUUGUCCGAGAAAGUCCAAAUAGCAAUGAUAGUCUAAAAAAAAACUCGGAAUCACAAAUUCCUAUAAGAAAGCCAUCUAAUUUCUCAGAAAAUCACAAAUCCACCACUUUAAAAUUAGAUGCCUCUGUUGAACCCCAUGAGAGGACAGGGUCUCAUAUACCUACUUUAGCUAGAAAUCAGUUACACAGUAGCUCUGAAUCCAACAAGUCUACUCGUGGAUCAUCCCUAGGAAAAUCCACAGACUCAUCAGAUGGUAGCCUGUCGAAUGUUGUGUGUAAUGGUGUUGAUAGUGACCAAGUAGAGUAUUUGGAUGAAUUAAUUCCUGUAGUUGUCACAGAGGGCUUCAAAGAUAUUAAACCCUUACCUGUGUAUGUUAGCAUCCAAGUAGGAAAGCAGUAUGAAAAGGAAACGGCUUCGGGGCAGCUGGGAACGUACAAAAAGAUAGUUAGCCAUGAGAGUAGGACAGUGCAUGAGACUAGGGGUGCAUUUUACACUGUCAAGCAAAAGCAGUCUCCAUCUCCUCAAGGAAGUCCAGAAGAUGACACUCUACAACAAGUGACUUUAAUGGACAGCUCUGGGAAAAGUUAUGUUACCCCUGAGACCCCCAGCUCAGAGGACGUGAGUCUGGCUUCAAGAACACCAGACUCUGUGAUAGGCUUCAUGCCUGGCAUGCCAAGCCCUAUCGCAGAGGAGUCUGAGGAGGAAGAAGGGAAGACCUUCAUCUAUAAGGGGCCCUCAAAGGAAAAAUCAAAGCCAGCUUCCUCAGAAAAUCACAGCAGAAAACAGGAAACAGAGAGACAAAGGUCAAGGGGUAAAAGAGUGGCUUACAUUGAGUUCCCACCUCCUCCUCCUUUAGAGGCAGAGCAGUCUGAACCUGAGAAAAGGGGCUCUUGUGCUUCUUCUGAGGCGGAGACAGAGAUGAUAGAGGUGAACCUCCAAGAGGAGCAUGAUAGGCACCUCUUAGCCGAGCCUAUCAUCAGGGUCCAGCCUCCAUCCCCUAUUCCCCCUGGAGCUGAUAACAGCGACUCCAGUGAUGAUGAGUCAGUCUUCCAUCCCAUCCCUGUCAAAAAGUACACUUUCAAAAUGAAAGAAGAGGGAGAGAAACAUCCCAAAAAAUCAGACAAAAACGAAAUGAAUGAGUCUGAGAUCAACGGUGUCGAAAAUGAAGAUGAUGCAGACUCUGAUCAAAAUGGCAAUGACCAGUCAAUCACUGACUGCUCCAUAGCAACCACUGCUGAGUUCUCCCAUGACACAGAUGCUACUGAAAUUGACUCUUUAGAUGGGUAUGAUCUUCAGGAUGAGGAUGACGGAUUGAGCGAGGACCCUAAAAUAUGUAGUCUAUCCAAUGAUGGGAAAACAACCGACCGCUCAUUUAGUCAGUCCAAGCUUGAAGUGAUAGAGGAAGAGAAAUGUGAAGAAGGGGGGGAUAAUGUAAAGACUAAAACCAACACAUCCUCAGCCAGUGGAGAUGAGAAGGAUUAUACCCUUGAAGGAAGACAUCCAGAAAGGCAAAGCUUGGCAGAAAACUACUUUGGCUACCAACUUGAAGAGGAGCUGAAUUCAACCUUCAAAACUGUUACCACCAAAGGCCUGGACUUUGACCCCUGGUCCACUAAAGGGGGUGAUGAUGAUGGGGUUUUUGAGUCCAAAGCAAAAGAUGAGGACCCCAAGCCCUUUGGUUUAUCGGUGGAGGACCAAUCACAGGCUACAACACCUGACACAACCCCUGCUCGAACCCCGACUGAUGAGAGCACACCGACUAGUGAGCCUAACCCCUUCCCUUUCCACGAAGGGAAGAUGUUUGAGAUGACCCGCAGUGGUGCUAUUGACAUGAGCAAGCGGGACUUUGUUGAAGAGAGGCUUCAGUUUUUCCAGAUUGGUGAGCAUUCCUCUGACCCUAAAACAGGGGAAAAGGGGAGAGGGGGCAAGAUCCUGGGGGUAAUUUCCUCUCAGUCAGGGGAGAGGGCCACAGUAGAUGGGAUGGUGAAGGUUAUAGAUACUACCACAGACAGCAGCACAACACCAGCAACACCAGCAACAACAACAGCAAAAUGCAGCACUGCACAGCCUGGCAGUGACGCUGGCUAUACCGGUACUGAUGCCCCCACCUGUGAAGCCAUAGCUGAGACCGCCUCCUCAUGCACAAUCACAGCCUCUAAGGUUGAUCCCAAAUUACGCACUCCUAUUAAAAUGGGCAUAGCUGCCUCUAUAACUGUGAAAAAAGACUCAGGGGAUCUCACCGAUUGUAAAGCUGAGAUGUCAGAGGGUCAGAUGGUGCCGGAAUACAUCAGUAUAGAGGGCCAGUGUACAGAGAGCCAGUCUAGCAGACACACUGAUGCCGAGUUAGAGAGAAGAGAGUUCCCUUCUGAAAACUGCAACAACAACAAUAACCUUGAGUCCUCCAGUGUUCAGGCCAACUACAUUCAAUGUGGUAGCGUGGUGUUUAAUUUGCAGUCCUCCUCUGAGCCCACUCUUCAAAAAGCUAGCAGGAUAGAAACACUGUGCUGUAGGGAUGUAGAAGAGAGAGUGGAAGUACACAACAGCAGUGAAGUGCAGGAGCAGAGAAGUGAAACCGUCAAAGAAAGUGAAGUGAAGCAGCCCAAGUCGAGGCUUCCAGUAAAAGCAUCCGGUUGGUCAUUUCACACGCAGGGAACAGCCAUAGGCAAACAGAAGCCCAAACAAGCAGUGAAGGUUGAGGUCAGGAAGAGACGAGAGCCAGCCAUAGCCAAAGUAGAACCCAGGUCUAGAAUACCCAUCAAGGAUGUUAAAAAGAGCAGCCCUGCUGGCGCAGCUAAUUCACUUGUUUCCGUUCGGGUUACCGCACAGCCAACGAGGGCAUUGGACAAAGGGAGAGCCGCCAUACAGUUGCCCACAAGGCUACCAUUGAAGGAUAGACAUCAGGUCAGCAAUGUAAAAGUUGAGGGAGCGUGUAGAAAGGACAGACAGGAGAACCCUAGUGAGGUUUGUAAGCGCACGAUCGAAUACUUUAAAGGCAUUAGCGGGGAGACGCUAAAGUUGGUGGACCGCCUGUCAGACGAGGAGAAAAAGACGCAGACAGAGCAGUCGGAGGAAGACAGCACCUCCCGGAGCACCUCUCUGUCGGACGCCUCCCAGCCUUCCCAGCCCUCCCAGCCCUCCCGCUCAUCCAGGUCUGGUAGAGGUUCGAGGGCUGAGGCCGGGGCCGCGUCCGUAAGGGCAAAGGUGGCGACGACGGACAGGGCCUCCGGCAGUGAGAGGAGCAGGAGGAGUAGGCGGACUGGUGGGAAGGAGGGCAGUCAGGGACUCACAGGGUCUCGAACGCCUCCCAUCGCGGAGAUCAAGCCUAGUCCACAGAGUCCUUGUGAACGAACAGACUUGCGAAUGGCUAUCGUUGCAGAUCACCUGGGACUCAGUUGGACAGAGUUGGCUCGGGAGAUGAACUUCACAGUGGAUGAGAUCAACCACGUCAGGCUUGAGAACCCCAACUCUCUGACAGCCCAGAGCUUCAUGUUACUUAAGAAAUGGGUCAGUCGGGAAGGAAAAAACGCCACAACGGAUGCCUUAACUUCAGUGCUGACCAAAGUCAAUCGGAUGGAUAUUGUGACUUUACUGGAGGGCCCAAUAUUUGACUAUGGUAACAUUUCAGGCACGAGAUGUUUUGCCGAUGAUAACGCUGUUUUCCGGGAUCAGGCUGAUGAUUAUCAGAGCAUUCUAGCGGAGCUGCAGUCCCCCGCCACACUGCACUCUGACCCCAACUUCUUGGAGCCCGAACUCCCCGUCACCCCCAACCCUUCCCUUGCCCACCACCACCACCAUUACCCAGAACCAGACACCCCUUUGCUGGCUGGCUCCGAGCCUCAGCCCCUGCCCUGGAGCCCAGAGAUAGAGUCAGACAGCCCCCCUAGGAGCCCCCCCAGACCCUGUGAACUGGCCCUGUCUGCCCCAGUUUUUGUACUCCCUAAUCCUGUUCCUCCCAAGGUCAUGAAGCCCCACAUCGCUCUGAACGACCAGCUGCUUUUGAGCGAGGAGGAGGACAGGUCUUGUCAAGAAAUGGAGUUCAGCCACAAGCCCAAAGCACACUCCCUCCCUGCGAUGUGUGAGUUAGACAUCGAUAUGGCUUACUCCACAUCUUCCCCUUCACUCUCAUCAGUAUCCUCAAUAAGCCCUUCAUCGCCCGACAGACCACAAAUGAGAGAUGGAGGAGUGCAGAUGGGUUCCCCUGAUGUAAUACAGGAGGAUUUAUGUUUUAAAGGAAGUGAAAGGGAAGUGACAGUGGACAUAGAGAAGGUUGUUAAGAUGGUUGCAGCAGAGUUAGCGGAGGGAAAUGGAUUUGUGGAAAAGUGGGUAGAACAGGACUUGAUUAAAAAUGUGGAAAGAAAAUGUGAGAUGAUAACAAAAGAUAGGUCUAGACUGGAGAAUAAUAUUUUGAAGGAACAGAAGGAGGGGUUUGCAGAGGAAGACAGAGAUGUGAUAAGUCAUGGGAACAAGGGGACAGCCUCGGAGGUGGGGGAGCAGCAAAAUCUCAUAGAAACUGGACAUGAGGUGGAAAAAGGUUGUACCUCAAUAGAGGCAGAGGCUGUCAAAGAGGGUAUAAAUGAAACAGCUGAGGUUCAAAACGUUGAUGGGGACAAUGGGGAAAGGGUCUACCAGGAUGACACAGAUGAACAACUGCAGUUUAAAGAUGAAGAUGGGUUGUGUGGCAGAGAAAGGGAUAUUUGUGGGACAACUGAAGGGGACCAGACAGCCGAGGAACAAACCGUUGCUCCGGCCUCCCCUCAGGCCUGGGUUGAGGCACUCGGGGAACGUCAGCCCAGUGAGUCUGAAUCCAAUGAGGAAGAAGAGGAGGGAAACAGAGAAACACAUGAGGCAUCUCUGUUGGAGGAGGUGGAGAAAGAAGAAGGCUCGGAGGAGAAAGAGGAGAACAGAGAGAUGACCGAGGCCAGUGUUCAGGAGGCUCUUGAUCAGUUUGAACAAGCAGAAAAAGAAGUGUGUUCACUUUCAGGUUGGCACAGUGAAUCAUCCAGCGUCAUUGUGGAACCACCGACGCCGGGCCGCAGUGUCAGCUCAGACCUGCUCGACAGGCGGGAAAGCCAAGAGAACUCCAGUGACUCCGUCACUUCCUCGUCUCGGGCCGAAUCAGGGAGGUCCCGACAGAACGGCAACAACUCAAAGCACUCACCUCAGGACCGCUCGUCGGAAUCAUCGAAUGGCAGAAAGGAAGAGGGAGCACUUGUGUCGGAGAAAAAAGUCCAGGGAGAACAAGCAAAGAAUAUCCCAGGCGAGUCUGUGACCGAGGAACACUAUAUGGACCACGAUGGUAACCUCGUCAGUAGAAAAGUAAUCAGGAAGGUUAUUCGGCGGGUUUCUACUCCCACACCAGACAACCAAGGAGGUGACAGGUGGCACCGAGACCUUCACAGUCCCCCUCUGCAGGAAGAUGGGUCAGAGCAAGGAGGGUCAAGAAACAGCAGGCGAAAGGAUGACAGAAGAUCAGGGGAUAAAAAGCUACACUCAUAGGGAUGGUUGUGCUCUACAAGAUGUACAGGAACAAGGUUAGAUGUUUCCUGGGAAGACGAGUUCAGAGGGCUAGAGAUCUACAGUGUGACGACUUCAGGGUCCAGUCUGCAACUAUCUGCUUCAAACAUACGGUUUUCACGUAAGAGGAGUUGACCCUUCUGACUUACGCAUGAGCAUGAACAACUCACCUCCUGUCAAUGAAAGGACCUGGAGUUUUCUGGCCUUCUGACUGUGGUGGACCCGUGGACAAUGAUUCUGCUUCCUGUUUUGUGUGAAACGAUACGUGCCAUCGGUCCACCGGUGUCGUGAGAGCUUUGUUUGAGGAGCACCAUUUGUUGUGAAAACAAUAAAAGACUCCAUCACUGACGGCCACACAGGUGUAACUGUGACCAAAGAUGGCACAAGAGCUCAAUCCACAAGGUGGGUGGAAAGAAUGAAGUAGACACAAUAACACAACAAAAACAAAAUCUAAUGGAACACUUCUGAUCCAACUUCAACACUCGCCUUAUAGUUUUUUCUUGAAACCAUUGUUGUCAGGAUGUAAAUUGUUUGUUUGUUUUUUUUCUUCCUUUUUAAAAACUUAUACUAACACAAACGCUGUUUUCUGUAUAUAAAAUUACAAUGUGUAAAAUUCUUAAUAAAGCGUACGCGAGGGGUUGAGAACGCACUGCGGAGACAAACCUUUUCAAGUGCUUUCAAAACGUAUUGAAACGGUUCCACUUUUAAAGAUUUGAGUGUAACUUCACAGGUUCUUGUAUAAUUAACUAUUAGAGCAGGUAUAAUGUUUGUACAUGAAACAAAAAAAGCUGGUUUGAUUUUAACAAAGGACAUUUCCAGAAAAUCAAAUUCCAGUAAUUCCCAAAAUUGGGAAUGGAUUUAAUCCUACAAAAUGCAGCCUUUCAGAGUACUCAUAUUUUCAUGCAUGCUGUUCACAUUAUUUUAAGUACAACUUUUCCAAGUUUGCAAACACCUUAUUCAGAUGACAAAUAAACCCCUUUAUCUGUGUACACAUAUAGCCCAAACAUUUGUCACCGAUUUUAUACUUUAAAGUGAAAAACAAUACCAUUAAAACAUUGACCGUGUUGGUAUGACGAUGAGAAAGAGUUUGAUAGCUUCUUGAGGGUGUGAUGUCUUGUCUGUCUUUGUAAAACCGGAGGACAGCUUCUGCUACAAGAACGAAAUAAUCUGAAUGUACUGCUAGUAGGCUGGCUCGCUGUAAAAUUAUAACUGUAUUGUGCGUAUUGGCUAUAAGGUGUAGGAGUCUCUGUACACUGUUAGACUGUUUGUAAUCAUUUUCGCAGUGUGUCAAUUUGGUUUUCUAACGGCUGCUGUGGCAUUAAAGGAUAACUGGGGCAUUUCAUUUUCGAUUUCUUUUGGUGAAGUAUUUCCUUAAUUUAAAACCUACUCACAUUAAGGACACAUAAAGACAUUAUUUGAUUGUAGCUCUGAAUAGCAUAUUGUAUGACAAAAACACUGGAUGGUCAAAAACAAUUAUUUAAGCAUUAAAUAAAUUGUGUUUAACUCUGAAA